Molecule: messenger RNA, 3230 nt
Organism: Lagopus muta (rock ptarmigan)
Lineage: Eukaryota; Metazoa; Chordata; Aves; Galliformes; Phasianidae
Gene: EFCC1
Product: EF-hand and coiled-coil domain containing 1
Exons: 8
Coding region: 62-1945 (627 amino acids)
Molecular function (GO): calcium ion binding
Source: RefSeq, a predicted model, not a curated record
GGGGCGCAGCCGCCACAGCUGCCGGCGGGGCCGCGGCCGGGCAGGAUGGUCGGCGGGCGCGAUGGAGCCGCCUGAGGGCUGGGACCCGUACGGGCGGCCGGCCCGGCGCACGCAGUGGCUGGUCAGCGCCCUGGCUUACCACUACGGGCUGGACCGCGGCGUGGAGAACGAGAUCGUCGUGCUGGCCACCGGGCUGGACCAGUACCUGCAGGAGAUCUUCCACCACCUGGACUGCGCCGGGGAGGGCAGGAUCCCCGGCGAGGACUUCCGCACGCUGUGCCAGGUGCUGGGGCUGGAGGAGGCGGCGGAGGCGGCGGCCGACCCCGAGGAGUGCGCGGCGCUGUGGGACGGCCUGUCGGCCGAGCUCACCUUCCGCCAGUUCCACGCGCGGCUGUGCGGCUACUUCAGCACCAAGGCGGGCAGCGCCGUGCCGCGCCUGCCGCUGGGCCGCGAGAGCGAGCACAUCGAGACGCAGAUCCGCCUGCGCAGCCCCCGCCGCCGCCGCCGGCGGGACGCGGCCGGGCCGGGCUCGGGGCGGCGCGGCGGGGAGGCGGCGGAACGGCGGGCGGCCGGGCCGUGCUCGCCGGAGUGCUACGAGGAGAUCGUGGCUCUGGAGCGGGCCGAGGACCGCAUCGCCAAGCUGGAGGAGGAGAACGGCAGCCUGCGGGAGCUGGUGGAGGACAUGCGGGCCGCCCUGCAGAGCAGCGACGCGCGCUGCCUGGCGCUGCAGGUAGGACUGCGGAAAAGCCACGCUAACCAUAAGGAAGAGGGAACCUGUUUUAUAGGGAGUAAGAAACUGUUAACACAGAACCACUCCCAGACCAAGUGCCUUCAGAGUGUCCUGAAAGAAGUAGAACUCAUCCGGAGCUCCAGGGAUGGGCAAAUCGAAGAAGCAAUUAGAUUCAAUCAAGAACUAGAACGAGAGCUGAAGAGCUCUCAGGAAGCACUGGUCAGUCUGGAAGACUGCAACCGUAACCUGAAGAGGGAACAAGCAGAAAUGAGGAAAAAGGUGGAAGAGGCGAGACAGGCAGUCCGUAACAGUCUUGGCAAAGUGAAGGAGCUAGAAGUGAAAGCUAACGAAGUGCCACGUUUGCAAGUUUACAUUCAGCAGCUAGAAUCUGAACUGCAGCACUAUAGAUCAGAAAUGGUGAAAUUUCAGCUUGCUUCCAGAAGCAGCCCAGAGCAGAAAGAUGCAGCAGCGCUGUCAGAUGGAAGAUGCUGCUUCUCUGUUGUGCAACAAGAUCGAACAUCUCCCAUGGGCAGAGCUGGGAUUUCUGAAAACGCAGAUGAGCAGCUGUUCCGGGCAGUGGAGGGCCAGGCGGCCUCUGAUGAAGAGGAGGAGAAGUGGGCAGGAGACCAGCAGCCCCAGGCAGCCUAUGUAAAGGAAAUAGUGGCCAAGCUCCCUUGCUGUGGCAGCGGAUGUGAUGAAAAAAAACGGAAAAAGUUCAUGACGUACUUGGAGACCAGCAGUGCUGAUGGCUAUGAAGCUGCUGAGGAGCUAGAGGAGCGAAUCAGCCAGCUCUGUGAGCAGCUGGAGCUUAAGGGGCACGAGGUGAAGAAACUGGAAACAGAUAUGGAGGAGAUGAAAGGCCCAUUGCUAACUGAACUGCAGCAAAAGGUGGAGGAAACGGAAAUGUUGAAGAUGGAGCUACAGAUGUUGGAGACUGAGAGAGUUAGGCUGUCACUGGUGGAAGAAAAGCUCAUGGAUGUUUUACAGCUUCUUCAACAGCUGCGAGACUUGAACAUAUCUAAGCGAGCCUUGGGGAAAAUCUUGCUGAGCACUUUGGAAUCCUGUCAUGACCCCCAACAUGGAAAAGCCCACCUGUUUGAAGUCCUAGAUACUCUUUACCAUGAGUUGACAGCCUGUGAAAUCUUACAAAGCCAGCCUCUGGAGAAGGCUCAGAGUCGCCAGUCCUUGUCUAACCCACUGGUCAUCUCCUGCUGAGCAGCAGUGCCAGCUACAGCCACACGACCAGCUGAGCAACAGCUCUCAUUCAUUCAAAGAUGGGAUGAAUGAAUAAGAUUUGUCAAAUUCAAAGUAGCUCAGUAAUGGAGAAGAGCAACAGAAUAAUAAAGCCAUGAUAUCAAACGUCUGCCAUUUCUGGGAAGAGCAUUGGUUUGUCAGCUAACAUCACGUCCUCCCUUAAGUUAAAGAGCAUUACCUUACUUAGCAGCUUAGCCACGCUUGCACAAUGGACCUGGAACUGAACUGGUUAACCAAAUAAAAAGAAUUCCAAAUACAUCAACCUGACCCAUUUAGAUUUACAGCCCUGGUUAUGCGCUGCCUGAGCACAAAUUCUAGCUUUUGUCAUAACUCAGUUCAAAAGCAAAAGUCUGCCUAUGUAUUCAGUGGCAAGUAAAGUGCUUCUGUAACAUACAAGUAACCAAAUGACUAUAUUAAAAACAUACACUCAAGUGUAUGCCAGUAGUGCAAGUCUUAAGGACUCAUGUAUAAAAUAUAUUUGUGUGCGUCUGUAUAUGUGAUUCAGUUAUUCAUUUUAUUUAAUGCUAAAGAUACAUUUGCUAUCGCUAUGCUGAAUUUCAUAUUUGCAAUUACACAGAUGCCUACAAUAGCCCUUCCUGACAAAAGGCUUAGAUUUUAUAUUAAAAUUUGCAUUUUACUUCUUGGAAAAGGUAUAAUACAACAUUGCUCCCCAGCCCAAGGGGAAGGACUGAAACAUUCACUUUGCAGCAGCUGCCAUUGUUGCACAAGCAAAAGCCACGUGCAGUACCUGACCUUGUUCUCUCAUUUAAUUUCUCUCAGUGCAAGUGGACUUACACAAAGAUGGACCCCACUAGCAAACAAAUUAAAGUAAAAUGCUGAGCCUAACCAUGGUGUCAUUUUAAUCAGCAACCAAAUAAUUCCUGGGGGCAGAAUUGGAAGAAAAAUACAUAUUGCUUCCAUAAUAGUUUCACUGUUUUAUUCAACUCUCAAACAUAGGAAUUAAGAAGCAAAGUCCCUAAACCAUUCAGUUGAACUUACGUUAUUUAGAAAAUGCGCUGGAGAUCUUCUAAGAAUAUGAAUUUAUUUGCCUGAGAUAGUGCCAGCGAUGAAAUAAGGCCAUUCAAUUCAGAACUGUGCAUAUAUGAAUUUUUUUUUCCAUGAAAAUUGAUUUCAUAUGAAAAAAAAGAUCCAUGCCACAAUCCAAUUUGGGGAUUAAGAGGAUUUCUAUUUCUUUUUGUUCAUAAUGCACUCUAUAGCUUAUAUAUGCCUAGGACUUUCCCAGAAA